CCUCGAUGUUGACCCUCCGCAGUGCGCCACCACCGCGGUGCAAAGCGCACCAUUCUGGUUUCGGGGCAAUCCCGGGGCAAGGUGAUCGAGGACGCUAUAAGCUACGAGCGUUUUGGCGACUUCCACAUUUCUUACUACCACUUAGCCUCCAAGAUCGUCGGCACGGCGCGCCACCAAUGUAGGGUGGAAUUUUCGGCCCUUGUUUGACGGUGACAGUGGGCUACUCUCGAGAAAUUUGGUGCUAGGGUCAUCGGACGUCACCGUAUGGUUAAAGCACCACUCCAGAACAGUGAUAAUAGAAAAAAUAUCCCCGGCAGCCCUAAAUUCCGCGGAGCUGGAAAAUUCUGCUAUUCGGUUAUAGGGCAUUCGUUAGUGAGAAUCCUGUUGUAUUUAUUUAUUUAUUUAUAUAUUUACUUAUUUAUAUUUCGAACACAUAUACAACGAAGCCGGCUAAAGCCAAUUAUUCUCUACAUCGAAAAUGCGAAACUUGCGGACUUUUAGUCACGCAAUUCUCGAGCUCUCAUAACGAACAUUGGCAUUAUUGCAUAUAUAGAAAUGGUGGCAUGCGCGGCCAGCGUCAUAACGCCGCUUGCGUGCCACGAACGCAUAGCUUAGAGAUAAGCAAUCUUUAUUGGUUUGCGUGUGGCCUUUCUUUAGCCCUUUAUGCGCCCGUACUAUGCCGAAUUCCAGCCAAGUGGACCGGAGCGGGUCUACACAACCUCGCGCGUCAAGAACUCCGUUCUUAUGUCCGUGUCACACGGUCACGCGAGAACUCGCUCUUACUAAUGGAGCGAUAAGCUUCCUAAAGGAGUUUGACCUUACGGAAAUCGUGGUAGUACACGGCUAUACUACCGGGUUAAAUAUCGUCAGGGGUGCAUUAGGGGCUCUUCGGUUCACGCGCACAAAUUUUUCAGCCCUAAUUAGUCGUGAUGCUAAUUUACCGAAACUUGUUUGAAUGAAAACAUUCUAUAACAAUCUUGUGCGAGAAAGUGCGCAUCUAUGUCAACUGCUGGAAUUAGCAGAGAUUAUGCGUGUUCGCGGAUUCUUAUUGCCUUCUGAAUGUCAAAUAUGUAUAGAUUGCCUUGAAAUUUAGGGCAGUCAAGGCAGAUAAUGCGUAAUAGAAGAAGCCACAAGAACCCUUGAUGCCACAAGUUCGGAGGUAAGAAAAAUCCGUAUUCAUCACUCGCAUGGUUGCUGAAUGAUCGCAGCACCGCAGUUCCGUCUGUUAAUUAUUGCAAGCAACUAUAUGGGCGAAAUAUAUUGGCGUGUUCGUACGCCUGCAUCAAGAAGCAUCGACUGCUGGAGCUCCAACUUUUGUCGAGUCUUACGACAUUCUCGAUUUUAUCAGAGCAAACAACAGGAACUAAAGAAGUUUGUGUUGUUCAACCGACUACAACCAUUUCAAGCAGAUUUUUCUAAACAUCUAUUCCAGCAAUUACUUUACAACAACAACUGAACAUCCAUAACUCUUUGAAUAUAUAGCAAAUAAAGCAUGAGUGUAAAUAAUCUCUGCAAUUUACUACACUUGGAAUAUUUUUAGUCACAGCUCUUUCAAGAAUAGUUCUGCAGCUGAAGAUAGGGAGGUAAGAACGGUCGCUGAUCGCGAAACCCUUAGCUCUUACUAUUGCCUCGUUCAUAUGCCAGACUAGAGACCGCUGGCGUGCCUUCGAAAGGAAUCCGUCUCUCCGUGCCUGGUGACCCCGAUGCCUUCAGAACGCCGAAUGAACGCCUCCUUAUCGUCCCGGCGCUUCGUUGCGACUUCCUCUCACAAUCACACUCUCCCUUUCGUUCGAGCACCUGUUUGGAGACGACGCGUACACUACAGCGGGACGACAGCCGGGCAAUAUCGAUCAAGCGUCGGCAGCCCCCAGUACCGCCAUGUUGUCCGCGACCACGGCUUCGGCUGCGUCUGCGAUUGUCCUUGUUUUGGCUUUGUGGGGUGGCACAGACGCGAGGUUCAACGUGUUGUUAUUCCCCAGGCGGAGGCCACCAAUGUGCCUUCCGGAUCCACUGUCAUCCCGGCUUGGAGACCGGGCGUCCUGUCCGUUCAGGCGGAGUGUGAACGUGCAGGCAGGCCGGAUUCCGGCCGACGUGCCGACGGUGCGAUGCAACUGUCCCGGCAGUCGAUGCAGUCAGCUCGGCGAUUUUCGCUGCCAAGAGAUACGGGAGAUUCUCCAGGUGGCUUACGCUGAGGGCGCCGGACAAGUGUUGUUCAGGAACGAGACGUUUACUGUGGCUUGCGCUUGCGUCACCAGCAGGACGGGUCAAGGAGCGUCGGACCGCCUUACACGAGUCGCCGACGAGGUGGUCUACGGCGGCAAGGUUCGGGGCCUGUGGCAAAAGUACGCUGUGAGACCGUACAGCAAGCUGCGAGGUUUCCUGGACACCCAGACGGCGGUUACGCAGCUGGCUGCUAUUCCCCAGUAGCAAUCAGGACGUUCGUUCGCACCUCGGACGGAGAUUGUACCCCUCCAAAGUUGUCUGUGGUGCCCCCCCCCCGCCUUCUUGUUCGGUGGAAUGUUUAGACGCGUGAAUAUUUAUUAAACUUAUCGUGUUUCAGCCUAUGACUUGUUUAGUUUGUGACGCGCCUCGCAGUUUGGGUCAGUGGCCAUGACGCACUGCUACCGAGUAGAAGCCCGUCGGUUCUAUUUCCGAGUGCAUUUAGAUAGAGGCGAAAUGAAAAAGAAACAAGAAAGAAACGGGGUAAAAUACACACACGUCGGUGUGCCGUGCUUUGCGUGCCCUUUAAUAGAAGCCUAGGCAUACGAAAUACUCCGGAGCGCUCCACUACGACGUCUGCCGUGGGCGUUAAACCACACAGUUUAAUUUGAGCGACAUGUUUUGCCAGUAGUUCAAGUAAUGUUUAAAAACUGUGCAUUAGUGGUCACACACAUUAUCACACAUUAUCGAUGCCGCCAGACGUCAGAGGAUUACGCACUAAUCAGAGUUUAUCUGAGUACUGAUACAGAAAUUGGUUACUAACGUUCUAAUGAUUCGUUCAGGGAACACACUACAAUUACCAAAUUGAAACCAACAAUCAGCUUAAUACGCACCCGCCGAGUAGAGGUCCAGAUACUCGAAGAAAUUUUAAAAAACCCGUCCUCAAGAUUGUGCAUAAGUGCAUCCGUGUUUCUCUUAUUUUCUCGGAAGGACUUCCUUACUUGCUGGCCGUGAAAGCUAUGUGUGGAACACCGGUGAAUUGCAUAACAGGAUUUAGAGUCAAACAUCUCGAAAAGUACUAGCAUGUUCAGCAUUCAUCCUAAGAUGAAUUCUCAAUGUGCCAUAACGAUCCGGCUUCAAUUUAGCCAUCGUACCUCUUCUUUGCACGAUAAACUCAGGUCCCAGAAGGUAGAACCCCGCUUGGAGAUCGGUAAAGUCACCAGAGCCUUGGCUGUGUACAGAAUGCGCGGGGACUUCGGGAGGCAGCGGGUGCUCAGAUUGUCACUCGAAACCUGAAGUAAAUGUGGCCGAGGUUGAGCCGAUUCGCUGUGAAGCGAAGCUCAAGGCAGGCCCUACUGAAAAUUUCAUAUGCCCCGUAUCGGAUACAGAAGAAAGCCUCUUUUUUUUUGUUCGAACAUGUCGUGUGGGGCUGCGCCUCUGCCGGUCCCCCUUUCACCCAAAAGGAAAUGAUGAAGCUAAUUAGGGCCCAGGAUCAGACCUCUCAAAUCCUGGCAGUCCAGAGGGCUCGCGAGAGGGCCGUCAGGUUUCGCCUGAUGGUGCCCGAGUGGGCUUAGCCAGGUGACGUUGAGUUUGCUUACGUCUAUAGUGGACCAAAUAAAGUUGUUUCACUCACUCACUCUUAUGAUUUAUACGUAUGCGGCAAAAUACAAGAGCCCUCAGCCUUUGCCGUGAGUGCCUCUAGACGACCAGGGCAAG
Molecule: messenger RNA, 3876 nt
Organism: Dermacentor andersoni
Lineage: Eukaryota; Metazoa; Arthropoda; Arachnida; Ixodida; Ixodidae
Source: RefSeq, a predicted model, not a curated record